UUGAUACUACUGGAAUGAUUGAAAAAGUUCGAGCUACAAUUUAUCUUUCAUUAGAUGAAUUAUGGUCUGUUCCAACCGAUAAUGCCUUAAUUGCCACAUUUCUUGAUCCACGGUUUAAACAUUUUAAUUGGACAACUAAUGGUGAACGUGAUAAGACACAACAAUUGGUAAAAGCUUUAUACGAUACAUUGAAAGAAAAGCUUCGUGAUUGUAUGCAAAUAAAUAUAGAAGAUAAUGAUGAAAUAUUAUAUUAUAUAAAACUAAGUAAUAUCAGAGUUAAAGAUGAUCCUCUAAUUUGGUGG
Messenger RNA from Acaulospora morrowiae, 302 nucleotides. NCBI's taxonomy places the organism in Eukaryota, Fungi, Glomeromycota, Glomeromycetes, Diversisporales, Acaulosporaceae. The record is from the annotation of a GenBank genome assembly.